UCUAGUGAGACUUGGCAACACUGGAUACUAGAAUGAACACAACGGCAGUGUAGACCCCUUCUUAAACUGAAAUAUGGUAGACAAGGGGCUUCCGUUAAUAACUUAUUGUUUUUCGUGUGCGAAGAACAUAUCCUAGGCUGCAGUGGUAAAUUUGCAAAAGUCAGUAAUUAUAAAAACAUGUCGUCAUUCCUAAAACGCAACAAGUCUUUCUUUCACAUCAGAAGAACAUGUGCACAAUUACUUCUGACCCCACAUUGCAGAAGCGCCUGUCGCGGGUUGCAUCCAGUUUAAGGAGCGUUUCUGGUGUGCUUGGUUGUUUUGUGAAAGUACAGUAAAGGGGCCAUUGCUGCGGCGCUGCACAGUUCCCCUCCGAGCAGGAAGUGUAUCGGAGCGAGAAGACACCGCGCAUGCUCACAAGCGCCCUCAGCGCCCAGGGAUGUGUUCGCAGUAAAACAGUAAGAAAACAGACCCGAGGUGGAUAUACCCCGAUUCCAGGAUCGAUUGGGGUUCAGAGCCAAACAGAGUGAGGGUAAGGAGCCGGGCUGAGGGUGAAGCCUCGGGAGCACCUGAGGGUCCCGUUUGGAGCGGAGCAACGCCGCCGCGCUGUGUUAGUGUACGUGCUGCCGCACCGGGCUGUGCUGCGAGGUGAACCGUGUGGGACGAGGCAGCGCUGGCAGGCAUGGAGAACACAUCCGUGACGAUGUCCAUGGGGGACAUGGUAGUGGUGAAGGACGAGGAAGGGGACAGCACAGAAGGCACCAAGACUCAGGUCAUUCUGCAGCUCCAGCCCGUGCACCAGGGGAUGUGUGAAGAUUCGGCCGAGACGGAUGCUGCUGUUGUAUCUGUAGAAACACACACAGAUGAAGUCUCUGUAGACGGGGAGGAGGUGGAGAUUGGCUACCCCAUCACCUGCGGGGAGAGCAAGGCUGUGCUUUUGUGGAAGAAGUUUGUCUGCCCAGGGAUCAACGUGAAAUGUGUGAAGUAUAACGAUCAGCUGAUUAGCCCCAAGCAGUUUGUCCACCUGGCUGGAAAGGCUACACUGAAAGACUGGAAGAGAGCCAUUCGACUGGAAGGGAUCAUGCUGAGGAAAAUGAUGGACUCUGGGCAGAUUGACUUCUACCAGCACGAGCAUGUGUGCACCAACACCUGCCGCAGCACUAAGUUUGACCUCCUGAUCAAUAACACACGCUUCCCUUUGCAGAUGACCAGCAUGGUGCAGACUCCCACGUCUCCUCAAGCCAUCUCUCUGUAUAUAGGAAACGGGGGCCAGAUCACCGUGUCGGAGGAGAGCCAGGAGGAGGGCAUGGACUGGAACCCAGGCAUGACAAGUGGUAUCCCUACCAGCACCGAGCAGGAGGCCAAGAAAGACACCGACGACAUCUCGGAGGAGACUCUGAGUUUCUGGAAAGGCAUCGCGGACGUGGGUCUAAUGGGGGAAGUCGUCACGAACAUCCGCACAGAGCUGCUGGCACUGCUGAGGGGCAUUCAGCAGAGGAGUGGGCAGGCUACCCUGCAGGAGCCAGAUGCAGCUGUGCUGAAUAACCUGGCUCAGAUAUUUGGGCUGCUGGACACGGUGAAGACAGCUUUGGAUAAUCGGAGGAGCCAGACGGACCAGAGCCAGGAGCAGAUUCACAGCACUCUCACAGACCUCACGCAUCAGCUAGAGGAACAGAAGAAGCAGACUCGGGACUGGCGAGUUCAAUCCCAGCCUGUCCAAAACUUGAUGCUUAUGUCCCUGGGCACACCCAGCAAGCCACCUCCCAAACGACCACGCCUGCAUAGACCAGCUUCUACCACCAGCACCCCUCUGCAGCAGACACAGGGCCAGCAGUUCACAGUCCUCUCCCCCAUCACCAUCUCCUCCAUGGGACAGCCUUUCACGAUGGGCGGGCUGCCAGUCCACACGCUGGCACAGCAGUCCAGUCCCAUCACUUUACACACCCUCCCUGCUGGCUCGCAGUUCUUCACACGCUACACCACAGCCACAGUGGUGCCGGGGAGCCAGGGCAAAGGCAUGCCUCAGGAGACCAUUGCUUUCCAUCCAUCCGCCAGUCUGACGCUGCUCAGCACGACCGCGGUCCAGGACCCAAGCCAGCUGGUGAGCCCAGUGGAGCUGGUGGAGGUGGAGCAGGAGCAGGCAGCCCAGGAGGAGGAGGGGCUGGUGGAGGGAGGGGGUGAGGUGGUGCUGCAGGAGGAAGGGCAGGUGAUCGGGGAGGAGGAGGAGGAGAUGCAGACACAGACCCACACAGUCAUCGAAAUCGACCCUGACUCCCCAAAUCACAUCCACCACCCCACAGUAAUGAAUAUCGAGCUAGAGGAGGGGACGGAGGUGGAAGACAGAGUUGAGGUGCAGGGAGAGCUGGAGAUGGGAGAGGCCACAGUUCAUAUGGAGCACCAGGAGCAGCUGCACGAUGUCCAGAUUGUGGUCAUCGAAGAGGAGGCUUCAGAGGAUCAUGAAGCCAAGGACACAAAUGAAGGACAGUGAGGAAGGUGGCUACUAAAUUAAGAGACCCUGCUUGGGAUUGGAUGAGGAGUCUAAUUCUCUGUACUGGAUUGUUGAUGUGUUGAAAGGAGUAAAGUUGCACUGGAGUGGAGGGAGGAGAGGGUAGGUCUGUACUCUCUUGGUUAGUCCCACCACAAAUGUUGGUAUAAGCGGGACAUUUCCAGGGGAAAAAUAAACUUUUUAAUACGCCUACGUUUUUUUUUUUAAACGUAUAAAUAUUUUUUUAUCUUUCUGAUCAGCGGUCAAAGAUAAAAUAAUUUUGGAAGACUUUCUAUAAAUAAAAAGCAGAAAAGAAAUUGUGCUCCACAGCCAAAGGAAGAUUACUGUCUAAAGUAAUGAAAUGCUUAUACUUGGAAGAAAUAUCUUUCCUUUGCUGUAAAUAUAGAAUUACCCAACUGUAGAUAUUUGAAGCACAUGUUUGGAUGGACAGGAGCGGCUUGUGCAUUGGUUUGUUAGAUUUCAUAAAGCAGUGCUAUCGCUUUUUAUUUUAAAGAAGAAAAGCCAGCUUGCAACUUCUUUGCUUUCAGAACUUUUCCUCUGUGGAGGCAGGUAGGGGGAAGAGGGGGCUUUGAUGUUCAGACAGAGAUCGUAUAUUGGGGAAAGUGUUUAGAAUAUACAGCAAAAAUGGUUGCAAUUCCACAGACCAAAAUCCAGUGACUGCAAGAAACAGGUUCAGUCAGAAUGGUCAUGAAGCCUUCUCAAUGCAAGACGUCCGAUGAAAGCAGGGUCAAAAGUGAAAAAGAUAUCUAAAAGGGGGUCAGUGGGUCGAUGAAUCCCUAUAACUAUCACUCUUCAUGCACAAGGACAUGUGCUUCCAAGCAACCUUGAUGAUGGAAAGUUUGAUUCAAAUUGAAAAAUGUCUUAUUCUAUUUAAGCCUUUGUUUAGGAAUUUUCUCUUCCAAAUAACAAACAAUAUUGUUGCACAGCAAAUUUUGUAAUGUAACAUACCUUGUAUAUCAUAUGUUUGACUGAGCGCUCCCUUAAAUGUGGACCUGAAGUAUAAUGCCCUAUCAAAAAAAGUAUACUACAUAGAAUACUAUUUCCCAAGUGCACUCCACAUCUUGUGUAACACACAACACCCAACUACAGCAGUGUGCAAAUUCAUUAGAACACCCCAUUGCUUCUGUUGUGAUUUGUUGUGCACAUGCGAUCAAACCACUGGAACCGAAAAUCUUGGAAACUUUUCAAAGUAGACACAAUAAUUGAUGACUUUAAUAAGCCACACACACAUGCAAUUCAUUUAAAAGAGCAAGAGAAAAGGAACAAAUAGCCACAAAUGGAAAAAUGCAUGAGACUUUUUAGAAGUUGUUUAAGAUGCCUAAUUAAAGCACAAAGUGGUCUAACAUUUUCA
Messenger RNA from Acipenser ruthenus (sterlet), 3854 nucleotides. RefSeq names its product glucocorticoid modulatory element-binding protein 1-like. The record is from RefSeq and is a predicted model, not a curated record. The coding region runs from base 680 to 2485 and encodes 601 amino acids. Gene Ontology annotation, biological process: positive regulation of transcription by RNA polymerase II. NCBI's taxonomy places the organism in Eukaryota, Metazoa, Chordata, Actinopteri, Acipenseriformes, Acipenseridae. The transcript has 10 exons. Gene Ontology annotation, molecular function: DNA-binding transcription activator activity, RNA polymerase II-specific; RNA polymerase II cis-regulatory region sequence-specific DNA binding. Gene Ontology annotation, cellular component: nucleus.